Messenger RNA from Arabidopsis thaliana (thale cress), 384 nucleotides. RefSeq names its product low-molecular-weight cysteine-rich 58 (gene LCR58). The record is from RefSeq and is marked reviewed. Gene Ontology annotation, cellular component: extracellular region. The coding region runs from base 1 to 384 and encodes 127 amino acids. The transcript is spliced from 2 exons. NCBI's taxonomy places the organism in Eukaryota, Viridiplantae, Streptophyta, Magnoliopsida, Brassicales, Brassicaceae.
AUGGAGAGGAUAACUUCACUUGUAUUCUUUGCUAGCUUCCUUAUUAUAUUUGUCUCAGGUGUUAAUCAGACAAGAGCAGAUUCAUGCGAUGAAAGUCUAGGCCUUUGCGAAACAUGUGACGAAAGAUGCCAGGCCAAACACGGGCCAUCGUGCAUAAGCAAAUGUGACGGAGAGGUUGGGAUGUUGUCGUGCACGUGCACUUACGAGUGUGGACCACCUUUACCCCCCAAAGGUAACGUUUGCAGCGGUGGGACUGGUAUGUGCAGUGGAAAGUGUCCAUAUAAAUGUUGUGAUACCAGUUGCGCACAAAAGUAUAAUGGUGGACGUGGAUUUUGUAACUCCUUUGGUAAUUAUAAUUUUUGCCAAUGCGAAUACCCUUGCUAA